Messenger RNA from Ilyonectria robusta, 1704 nucleotides. RefSeq names its product flavoprotein. Gene Ontology annotation, molecular function: phosphopantothenoylcysteine decarboxylase activity; FMN binding. Gene Ontology annotation, biological process: coenzyme A biosynthetic process. Bases 1 to 1704 code for a protein of 567 amino acids. The transcript has a single exon. The record is from RefSeq and is a predicted model, not a curated record. Gene Ontology annotation, cellular component: phosphopantothenoylcysteine decarboxylase complex. NCBI's taxonomy places the organism in Eukaryota, Fungi, Ascomycota, Sordariomycetes, Hypocreales, Nectriaceae.
AUGGCCCAACGCAACCGCAAGCUCCGCCUCCUCGUCGCCGCCACCGGACCCCGCGAUACCUCCUGGGCGCAGGCCCUGGUGGUCCGACUCUCCAAGAACCCGCAGAUCGAGGCCCGCGCGAUCGUUGACGAUGUGGUGCCGCGACUGACGCAGACGAUCAUUGUGAUGCAGAAUCGGAGCCUGGCAUUGGGCAUGGGCGAUCGGGCGGACGAUGUCGAAUUUUACCGACAACAAGCCUUUGAGCUGGUGGAAUGGGCAGAUCUGAUGGUUUGUGUACCGCUGGAUGCGGACAGCAUUGCCAAAAUGCUGGCCGGAGUGACAGAUACCCUCCUUGGAGAAGUGCUGCGGGGAUGGGACACACAGAAGAGCAUUGUGAUGGUACCCGGCAUGAGUACCCACAUGUGGUCGAAUCCAAUGACGAAGAAGCACCUGAGCAAGUUGCACAGGAAAUGGAGCUGGAUCCGUGUGGUGGCGCCGAUCCUAUGGCAUUAUGAGGGGACCACCAAUCCGAAGAGAGUUCCCAAUUGGAAUGGCUUCAACGAGGUGCUGGGAAUUAUCAGAAACCAAGCAGACCUGCUGGGAUUGGGGCGCGACGUCGAGAUAGCCACGGGUAUGGCAAUGGUUGCUGAUGGUGACAUCAAGGUCCAGGCCAAGCUGCCGCCUGAGAUUUGGACCAUCAUCCUCGACUAUGCGGGAGAUUGGGAGAUUGCCAAGGCUCUAGGGAUGUAUACCAACCUACAGAUGCCUGCGCAAUGGUCCUUCCAGCCGAAGGAUCCAUCGGACGCCCUCAAAGUUUACGAGCACGAGCUGGAGUGGAGCGUCCUCACAUGCAACUCGGCUGCAAUAUGCAAGAAGUUAUCGCAGUCUCCACCCAAUUUUCACGACAUAUCGGCGCUUGUGGUCAAGCUGGUCAUAAAAUUUGGCCUUAUCGACGUUUUGAAGUAUAUGGAAGCCAACCGACCGGAUCUCUUCAAGGCGUUUGAUGGGACAACGCUGCCGACUAAGGCAUCAGCCUACUUCCCCCGGACCGACGUACUGGAUUAUUGGAAGCAGAGCAGGUGGUUCAGAGACCGGCACAUGUACGACGCCGAAGCUGUCGAUGGCGCAUCAAAGAACGGUCAUGUCCGUGUACUGGAUUGGUGGUGGAGGCUGUCAGGACUGUCGCUGCGAUACACCGAAACGGCGCUGGAGCAGGCUAGUGGAAAUGGCCACCUCUUGGUAUUGGAGUGGUGGCGCGACGCAGCUGCACAAGACGAUCAAGUCGUCCUGCGGCCGGGCCGGUCGUUGCUUUGGGCAACUCAAUACGGACAGGCUGAUGUGCUACGCUGGUGGGACGCAUCGGGAAUCCCCGUUGCGCAUGGGGAUAGUGUAGCCAAGAUGGCUAGCCGUUGGGGACUCGUUGAAGUUCUGGAGACGUGGAGACAACUCAAAGGCGACGACAAGCUGGUGUUUGACGCUGAGGUGCUGGUGCCGCCGACUAUCUAUCAGCACGUGGCAGUGUUGGAGUGGUGGCGCAAGUUUGCCUAUGGAGAACUGGAAGGCAUGGAGGGCCGCAAGCAGAUGGUGGAGUUCCGAACAUGCAACAUUGAAGAGGCGCUGGAAGACAGCAUCGGGGACCAGAGCGCGGUUCGGCGAUGGUGGGCGCAGAACGGACUCAACCUUGGCCUCCGAAAUGAGGAAUGGCUUAAGACGAGAUAUCUCUAG